This is a messenger RNA of Lolium perenne, 603 nucleotides long. RefSeq names its product BTB/POZ and MATH domain-containing protein 2-like. Gene Ontology annotation, molecular function: protein binding. The record is from RefSeq and is a predicted model, not a curated record. NCBI's taxonomy places the organism in Eukaryota, Viridiplantae, Streptophyta, Magnoliopsida, Poales, Poaceae. Gene Ontology annotation, biological process: protein ubiquitination.
AUGGGUGCCACGAGUGAAGACGCGCCGUCGCUGACGGCCUCGGCCAUCGUCGCCCCGGCCGUGUCAGGGUCGCACAUCCUCCGCAUCGAGGGCUACUCCCGCACCAAGGGCCUCGGCAACGGCAAGUUCAUCACGUCCGAGACUUUCUCCAUCGGAGGCCACCGCUGGCACCUCAAGUACUACCCGGACAGCCGCGACUCGAAAGACUCCGAUCUGAUAUCCAUCUUCCUGCACCUCGAUCACGCGGCUGAUCGCAAGGAAGUCAGGGCCAUAUUCACGAUUAGUUUGCUCGACCAGAAUGGUAACAAGGUGCCGUCGUACAGCAAGAGCAGCAUGCUGUACUGCAGCUUCUCCGCCGGCAGACAGGGUACGAUGGGCUAUGAUCUGAUCAAGAGGAGCGAGCUGGAGGGAUCGGGGGCGUACCUCAAGGACGACGCCUUCAGUGUAAGGUGCGAUGUCACCGUGGCGAAGGAGAUCUUCACCAAGGCUAUCCCGCUUCCCGGAGCUGGCCGUAGUGGUGUCGUUGAACAGGAACAGAAAGAAGGUGUCGUGGAGCAGGAACAGAAAGAAGCAACGUCUCCUCCUGUCGGCAAUGGCGUAUGA